CCUUUAAUUCUUGAAAAUCGCAAAAAAGAAAAAAAAAAAAGAAGAAAAAAAGAAACAUCUUUAAUUAAUCCCACCAAAUUAAUUUUUAAAAAAAUGGCUCCACUAAUAAUAUGUAAGAAAUCUUUAACUUCACUAGCAGAAGAAAAAUACGUCAACAAAAAAUUCAUCAGAGAUGAAGAUGAGAGGCCAAAGGUGGCCUACAACGAAUUCAGCGACGAUAUUCCGGUGAUAUCGCUCGCCGGAAUCGGGGAGUGUGGCGGCGAGAGGGCGGAGACUUGCCGGAAAAUAGUGGCGGCAUGUGAGGAGUGGGGUAUUUUCCAGGUGGUCGAUCACGGGGUUGACACGGAACUGGUCAAAGAUAUGACUCGUUCGGCUCGUGAGUUCUUCGAUUUGCCUGCUGAAGAGAAGCUUCGGUUCGAUAUGUCCGGAGGAAAGAAAGGUGGUUUCAUCGUUUCCAGCCAUCUUCAGGGCGAAGUAGUAAAAGACUGGCGCGAAAUUGUGACAUAUUUUUCGUACCCAAUUAAGGCCCGAGAUUACUCGAGAUGGCCCGACAAGCCAGAGGAUUGGCGAGCCGUGACAGAGGCUUACAGCGAGCAGUUGAUGGAACUAGGCUGCAAGUUACUAGAGAUUUUAUCUGAAGGAAUGGGUCUUGAAAAAGACGCGCUCUCUAAAGCAUGUGUGGAAAUGGAUCAGAAAGUGGUGGUCAACUUCUACCCAAAAUGCCCGCAACCGAAUCUCACGUUGGGGCUCAAGCGCCACACGGAUCCGGGUUUGAUUACGUUGUUGCUCCAGGAUCAGGUGGGCGGGUUGCAGGCGACCCGUGACGGUGGCAAGACGUGGAUCACGGUUCAACCCGUCGAAGGGGCUUUUGUGGUUAAUCUUGGUGAUUGUGGUCAUUAUCUAAGCAAUGGGAGGUUCAAAAAUGCGGAUCAUCAAGCAGUGGUGAACUCAAACUACAGUCGAUUAUCAAUAGCGACUUUCCAGAAUCCGGCUCCGGAUGCAAUACUUUACCCGUUGAAAAUCGAGGAAGGGGAAAAGUCGGUGGUCAACGAGCCAAUCACGUUUGCCGAGAUGUACAAGAAAAAGAUGACAAAUGACCUUGAGCUCUCUAAGCUCAAGAAAAUGGCAAAGGAAAACAAGUUGCAAGAGGAGAUCCUACAAAAAGUCAAAGUUGAAGCUCAAGUUAAGUCAUGCAAAAGUCUUGAAGAAAUUCUAGCUUGAUUAUUGGUAAAGAAAAUUAAAUUUAUAUUAGGAUUUGAAUUACGAAAUAUGUUUGAGUUGGGUGAAUUUGAACUUGUAAAAGAAAAUCGGGUGAAAACAGAUUGAUUUUUAAUUAAGUUUGCGGAAUAAAUAUUUAAUGCUCUAAAUGUAAUAUUGUAUUGAUGAAGUUCUGAGAAGUAAUAGUUUGAGCAGUAUGUUUGGUGCGUGUAUUGUAAGGUCAUAUUAUAAGGCCAAGUUUUAUUUUUUUUUAAUAUAAUUUGUGUAACACAAAAGUGUGAAAAUUUGAUGACAGUAUGAAAAUUUUCAUUUAAUUUCCGUUG
Molecule: messenger RNA, 1541 nt
Organism: Erythranthe guttata (spotted monkey flower)
Lineage: Eukaryota; Viridiplantae; Streptophyta; Magnoliopsida; Lamiales; Phrymaceae
Product: flavanone 3-dioxygenase
Source: RefSeq, a predicted model, not a curated record